AUGAGAACUUUUAGAGAAGGGGAGCUGAAGAAGCAGAUAGAAGAACUUUUAGAGAAGGGGUUUAUUAGACCUAAUGUUUCACCAUGGGGUGCUCCAGUACUCUUUGUCAAGAAAAAGGAUGGUAGUCUUCGGUUAUGUAUAGACUACAGAGAGUUGAAUAAGAUUACCAUCAAGAACAAAUAUCCACUUCCGAGAAUUGAUGACUUGUUAGACCAGUUAGCUGGUGCUACCGUGUUCUCUAAGAUUAAUCUGAGGAAGUAUAGAUCUUCUUUGUGCUGGACAGAACUCAGUGAGAGAUGGAUGUAUGGUCCAGAUUUAGUGGAUCAGACCUCGAGACAAAUUGAGAUUAUCAGGCAGAGGCUCUUAACGGCUCGAAGUAGACAAAAAAGUUACACAGAUAUUAGGAGAAGGCUGUUAGAGUUUGAGGCUGGAGAUCAUGUAUUUCUCAAGGUGUCUCCAACCACAGGAAAGUACCAUCCAGACCCAACGCAUAUUGUGGAAUACGAUGAUAUUACACUUCAAGACAACCUGUCUUUUGAAGUGGAACCAGAUCGAAUUAUUGAUUGGAAGGUCAAAUAG
Neltuma alba is the source of this 579-nucleotide messenger RNA. RefSeq lists its product as uncharacterized. The record is from RefSeq and is a predicted model, not a curated record. Lineage: Eukaryota; Viridiplantae; Streptophyta; Magnoliopsida; Fabales; Fabaceae. The transcript has 3 exons. Bases 1 to 579 code for a protein of 192 amino acids.